GAUAGUUUUGAAUGCAGCAACAAAUCAAAUCGUGGAAAAAGCUUCGAAACUGAAACCAAGAGACAACGGCUACGGCUGUACUACAAUACAGUUUCCCUCGAAAGCCAAGCAGGAAAGAAAAGGAACCAGCCGAUCCACGUGUCAACCUCAUUCUUCAUCAUCUUAUUAGUCUACCGGUAUCUACUCGAGGGUCUCUGUUGUUGCUUUGGAGCUGGAUUAACAAAGAGAGCGGACGCUGCUGGAAUCAAGACUGACCGUGGACAAACUGCCAAUAUCGCACUAUCCUUCAUCUGCCAUUCAUCAAAAUCAUGGCUCGAACCAAACAGACGGCUCGCAAGAGCACUGGUGGAAAAGCACCCCGUAAGAUGUUGGCCACCAAGGCGGCUAGAAAGACGGCACCCACAGCUCAAGGAAUAAAAAAACCUCAUCGCUAUCGACCAGGGACUGUGGCCAUUCGAGAAAUUCGGCGUUAUCAGAGGAGCACGGAUCUCUUGAUUCGCAAGUUACCCUUUCAGCGGUUGGUCCGAGAGAUUGCCCAAGAUAUCAAGUCAGACCUGCGCUUUCAGGAGUCGGCUGUUCUAGCUUUGCAAGAAGCUAGUGAAGCUUACCUUGUUGGGUUAUUUGAAGAUACCAACUUGUGCGCCAUUCAUGCCAAGCGCGUUACCAUCAUGCCCAAAGACAUGCAGCUUGCCAGAAGGAUUCGUGGAGAGAGAUCCUGAGGCUGUCAAUUCCCUUGAGUGCUGGAGUGGUUGCGAUACCGUAGACACCCGGCAACAACAACAAUCAACUUGAUCCUUUCGACGAGUUUUAUUCACUAUCAGUAAAAUGUGGAUAUGCAUGUACCUUGGUUAAAUUAUUAUGAGAAUCAUCUUGUCUAUUGUACACGUACGAAUACUUUUGGUUUCUUUUGACCUUUUGGAGCUCCAACGCUCUUUGGAUGGUCUGUCUUUCUCACACCCAAAAUUAGUCAUAAAAGUACAUAGCCAAAAACCGUUUGUCUUGUCCCUUUGUC
Messenger RNA from Seminavis robusta, 1012 nucleotides. The record is from the annotation of a GenBank genome assembly. NCBI's taxonomy places the organism in Eukaryota, Bacillariophyta, Bacillariophyceae, Naviculales, Naviculaceae.